UCUUGUCCUAGACACAUCUCAGUAUUUCUGAAACAACUGUCGAGAACCAGCACUUUCGUACUACAAUCAUGUUCGACGAGCCAAUCUCAAGCUUUGUGUUCACCAACGAGGAGACGACCCAGACCUUCCACCACCAGUGGUUUGCCCAGGGCCAGUUGCACGAGUGUGCCACCUGCUACAGUUCAAUCGACGCAGAUGAGCCGCCUUCCCAGCAUUGGCUGCGUGGGGGAGAAGCUUCCCAGGGACUGCAGCUCACCAAGCAGCAACAAGCUGUCCUGGACAUCAUCGAAGCUCGCCAGAUUGAAACCUUCUUCUUCUGCGACGAGAGCUCCAAAGACAAGGUCGACCACUUUAUGGGUGAGACCUGUGCUAGGGGUAUCCCUGAAUUGCUCCGCUGGAUGUUCCAGAACAACACCGUGGCCGUGGAGUUUAAUCUGGCCUGUUACGUGAAUGCGAUGGACCAGGUGUUGAUCUUCCAGAGUGGUUCACUGAAGGUGGAUCACCACUACGACGUUGACGAGUCUGUGGGCGUGGUAUAUGAGAUGCUGAUGCAGAGAAUCGAGAACUACUUGAACUGCAGCAGUGAGUAUGGGAUGGCCGAGUGCAGCAUAACCAGGGUGAAGGUCCAGAUCAAGAGGAUUCGGGUGGACGCUGAGAGUCAGCCUGCGGAAUCAGCUUUCUUCGCCCUGCCCCUACAGCUGAAACAGGAGGAGGGUCUAGCCACCACAACCAGUCCUUCAACCAGCGAAUCUGAGUUGGCCAGCCUGCGCUCCGCCUACCUGAAGCACUUCCGCGAAUGCAAUGGAUACUUCCCGCCCAACAUGAGGGUCAAUCUCUACGGACUGCAACAGUGCAAAACCACCAAGGAGCUGUAUGUGGUGCCCUACCACAUCAGCGAAACCCUCCAGCAGCUGCCCAACAAGAACUUCCUCAUCCUGAACAACAUCAUGGGACAGUUCCAGCGUCUCCACGAGCUCUCCACGCCCGUCAAGUCCAUCGAGAGGGACCACACCAGCUCACCCCUGAAGGACCUUCACUGCCGGAGGUGCCGCACCCAGUUUUCGAGGAGCAGCAAGCUGCACAUCCACCAGAAGUUGCGCUGCGGCCAGGACUUCUCAGUGGACAGCAUGCACGCGGACAUAGUCGAGAUCUAUGAACAGUGCCUGCCCAUAUCAAGGAACGUCUUUCAGCACGCUUGCUACGGUAUCACCAAGCCCAAGACCGUGAUGCGGAAGGGUCAGUUUGUGCCCAUCGAGUGCGACUGGCGCAGCGAGAGCUCCGUGAAGGUGCAACACGGCCCCUGUGUGGUCAUUAGCAACGCCCAACACAGUAGUCCCUGUAAAUUUUAUUAAAUAAAAAAUAAUUAUUAAGCACCAAGUCAAUUCUUUUUUUAACUGUGGUGGAAAAGCUUUUCAAAAUGAAUUACAGCUACUUUAUGUACUAAAAUCAAUUUUAUAAAUAUACCCCUUGUUGCAAAGAUAGUGGUCACCCAAAUUUAUGUAAACUGUAC
Messenger RNA from Drosophila eugracilis, 1510 nucleotides. Its product is annotated as protein terminus. Bases 69 to 1352 code for a protein of 427 amino acids. The transcript has a single exon. The record is from RefSeq and is a predicted model, not a curated record. NCBI's taxonomy places the organism in Eukaryota, Metazoa, Arthropoda, Insecta, Diptera, Drosophilidae.